AUAUAUUGGUGGAUUCUUGUCCUUAGAGCAUCUGCUUUAGGAAUUAACGAAAGCAGUGUCAAGACAGCAAGGAAUCAAAGCAUUUGUGAAAAUGAACCUAAGUGCAUUCACUCUCUUGUUGGCAUUAAUCAGUAGUGCCAGUGGUUACUACUAUGAGGAUUAUGAUUACAUCCCCCUGUCAAUCUAUGGGCCUUCAUCGCCAAACUGUGCACCAGAAUGUAACUGCCCUCCAAGCUACCCAACUGCCAUGUACUGCGAUGAGCUGAAACUGAAAAGUAUGCCGAUGGUGCCUCCUGGAAUCAAGUACCUUUACCUUAGAAACAAUCAGAUUGACCACAUUGAUGAAAGGGCCUUUGAAAAUGUGACUGAUCUGCAGUGGCUCAUUCUAGACCAUAACCUUCUAGAAAACUCCAAGAUAAAAGGAAAAGUUUUCUCGAGACUGAAACAACUGAAGAAGCUGCAUAUAAAUUACAACAACCUGACAGAGUCUGUGGGCCCACUUCCCAAAUCUCUGGAGGACCUGCAGCUUACUCAUAACAAGAUCAGGAAGCUUGGCUCCUUUGAAGGACUGGUAAACCUGACCUUCAUCCAACUUCAACACAAUCAAUUGAAAGAGGAAGCCAUUUCAGCUGCUUUUAGAGGCCUUAAAUCAUUGGAGUACCUUGACCUGAGCUUCAAUCAGUUAACCAAACUGCCUUCUGGUCUUCCUGGUUCUCUUCUAACUCUGUAUUUAGACAACAAUAAGAUCAGCAACAUCCCGGAUGAGUAUUUCAAGCAUUUUGGUGGACUGCAGUAUCUUCGUUUAUCUCAUAACGAACUGGCUGAUAGCGGAAUACCUGGAAAUUCCUUUAAUGUAUCAUCCCUUUUGGAGCUGGAUCUCUCCUAUAAUAAGCUUAAAAGCAUACCAACUGUCAGUGAAAACCUUGAAAACUAUUACCUGGAGGUCAAUGAACUUGAAAAGUUUGAUGUGAAGAGCUUCUGUAAGAUCCUAGGACCAUUAUCCUACUCCAAGAUCAAACAUUUGCGUUUGGAUGGCAAUCGCCUCACCCAUAGUAGUCUGCCACCUGAUAUGUAUGAAUGUCUACGUGUAUUAAGUGAAAUUACCGUGAAUUGA
Trichechus manatus latirostris (Florida manatee) is the source of this 1114-nucleotide messenger RNA. It is a transcript of the gene LUM, whose product is annotated as lumican. The record is from RefSeq and is a predicted model, not a curated record. The coding region runs from base 92 to 1114 and encodes 340 amino acids. Gene Ontology annotation, molecular function: collagen binding; protein binding. The transcript has 3 exons. Lineage: Eukaryota; Metazoa; Chordata; Mammalia; Sirenia; Trichechidae.